This is a messenger RNA of Cherax quadricarinatus, 2116 nucleotides long. The record is from RefSeq and is a predicted model, not a curated record. NCBI's taxonomy places the organism in Eukaryota, Metazoa, Arthropoda, Malacostraca, Decapoda, Parastacidae.
GAUUCUUCCCAACUCUGCCUUCAUACAUACUUCUGGGAGUCAUAAGGCUUUAUCUGAAUUCUUUGAUAAUGAAAAAAACUGGGGAGAGUCUGAGGUUAAGGUUGGCCGUGCUUGGAAAUUAGAUGAACUGCGAAUCAAAAGCAAUGAGGAUCUUCAUAAGCUAUGGUAUGUACUGUUGAAGGAGAAAAAUAUGUUGUUGACGAUGGAACAUGCUGCACAGGAAGAAAACAGACUGUUUCCCAAUCCAGAAAGAAUUGAUAAGGUUGAGGAAAGCAUGAAAAACUUGGAGGAUGUUGUGAAGGAAAGAAAUCGGGCUUAUUGGCUAUUGGAAACUGGAGAAACAGGAGAAAGACCCAGUAGUUUGAUUGAAGAUGAAUUAGGUCGCGAAGUACAUAAAAUGUUUGAUGAGCACCCUGUUCCUAUGGAUCACGAAUCAGAGGAUACAAUAAGUAAAUGGCAGGAUGUGCGCAAUUUCCAGAGGCUUAUGAAAGAAAAGGAAUUCUUGGAAAAAAGAAGAGCUUUAAGGCGUGUUCGCAGUCAUGUAUGUAAGCUCCUGCGACGCUUCCCAGAUGUUGACAUGGAAAAACUUCAGCAGCAGUACCCUGAAGUGGAUGUACAGGCUCUGCGCAAACGCAAGGAUUCUCGGGGUCACCAUGAUAAAAAUCUCAGUUGAAAUAGUUCAUUUAUAUUUUGCCUUAAAUUUAUGAUGAAUCUGCUUUCAUUGCAACACUUUGUUUUAAGAUAGGUGUCACUGCUAUGGGAAAAAUAUAGAGUAAUGUAGCAUUAUGAGGAUGGUUUGGAGGAGGCAGGACCAAAUUGCAAUAGUUGCAAAAAUCAGAUUGACUCUGCAGAAACUUUUUUAUAAAAUUGUCUAAAAUGUUGACCUGGGUCUUUUGAGUUUGGAAGGGGAGAUGAAAAAGUAGAGAAAGGGAUUAAAACAUGUAUUGUAGUAGAUAGCCAGAAUUAAUAGAUUUUUUCAACAAACCAGCCAUAUCCCACCAAGGCAGGGUGACCUGAAAAGAAAAACAAAAGUUUCUCGUUUUAAAUUUAGUAAUUUAUACAGGAGAAGGGGUUAGAAUUAGUAGAUGUGAGCUAAUAAUUAUAGCUUGAUUUGAAGACAUUUGCUGAGUAAAUUUCAGUUGAGAUAGUUGUUGAGUACAGUAGCACACUUCACAUUGCCAACACGUAUAUUUUUUUCUUCUGGUCUGUAUUUUAUGCUUUUAUACAAACUGGAAACAUUUAACUUAAAAAAUUAUUAUUAUACUAUAUUUAUUAUGGUUUUUAAGAUAACUUUUCAUUUAUUAAAUAUAAUGAGUACUACAGACACUUAUAAUGAGUACUACAGACUUGUCGAGUGAUGUAUCUUCAAGUUGAUUUGGUGCUUGUGUAGGGCUCUUGACCAUAGGAGCUACCUUCUCUUUCCUUGGAUCAAACCUAGUUUUCACAUUCCCCAGGUGCUGGGUGACACUUGUUGGUCUGCUGCUUCCCCCAUGAAUAUAAUAGUACAGCAUGUAUCUUCACAUUAUAAAGCUUUCAAAGCACAAGUGUAUUAUUGCUGUAUUCAUAGCAAAGCUGUAGACCAGUAGGGGUUAUAUGGCACCUUAGGAAUGGGAAGCAGUCAGGCUUAUUCCAAGAAAGUAGAGAAUUGCUCCAAUUUCAUGGAUCAAGAGUGCUUUAUUGGUAUCUUUACUAGUAUCUUGAAGGGUAGUAAAAGACUAAAAUUUUCAGAAUGGUGAAAAUAUAUGACUAAAAUUUUCAGAAUGUUGAAAAUAUAUGAAAAAUUAACAAACAUUGGUUUAGUUAUUUAUUUGGUAUAAAUUAGCAGAGUUAAUACACUAGCAUAGCUGGAAGAGCAUCUUGAGUGGGCAUAAGGAAGACUUCUAACUAUGUGAAAAUUUCAAGAAAUAUUGUUUUUUUUUUGAAGCAGUGAAUCCCACAUGGGCAAAACAAAUAAAAUAGAAUGGAAAAGAUCUGUACAUUUUGGGUAUGGUGGAGAACUGACUUGUAAGUUUUGCUGUGUACCAGUAGCAGACCUGACAAGCAGUGAUGUCUAGAUGUCAUAGCAUGUGUGACUCUUGGCAUCUGUAGUACUUGGCUAGUAAAUUUGCACUACAUA